This is a messenger RNA of Mya arenaria, 471 nucleotides long. RefSeq lists its product as uncharacterized. The record is from RefSeq and is a predicted model, not a curated record. The transcript has 2 exons. Bases 1 to 471 code for a protein of 156 amino acids. NCBI's taxonomy places the organism in Eukaryota, Metazoa, Mollusca, Bivalvia, Myida, Myidae.
AUGGAUGGCAACGCCGCAGCCGACAGACCAACCAAUGACCAUACUGCAAUGUUCAUGAUGCUCCAAAUUCAGUGUACAAAGAGUAGAAGGGAUGAGACAGCAGGGAAAAUAGUUGAUGAUUAUGGUGAUAGGAGUAGUAGGGAUGAGACAGCAGGGAAAAUAGUUGAUGAUUAUGGUGAUAGGAGUAGUAGGGAUGAGACAGCAGGGAAAAUAGUUGAUGAUUAUGGUGAUAGGAGUAGUAGGGAUGAGACAGCAGGGAAAAUAGUUGAUGAUUAUGGUGAUAGGAGUAGUAGGGAUGAGACAGCAGGGAAAAUAGUUGAUGAUUAUGGUGAUAGGAGUAGAAGGGAUGAGACAGCAGGGAAAAUAGUUGAUGAUUAUGGUGAUAGGAGUAGUAGGGAUGGGACAGCAGGGAAAAUAGUGGAUGAUUAUGGUGAUAGGAGUAGUAAGGAUCAGGGACAGCGAGGAAAAUAG